Molecule: messenger RNA, 5354 nt
Organism: Osmia bicornis bicornis
Lineage: Eukaryota; Metazoa; Arthropoda; Insecta; Hymenoptera; Megachilidae
Product: serine/threonine-protein kinase 17A-like
Exons: 6
Coding region: 701-2566 (621 amino acids)
Biological process (GO): positive regulation of apoptotic process; intracellular signal transduction; protein phosphorylation
Cellular component (GO): nucleus
Molecular function (GO): ATP binding; protein serine/threonine kinase activity
Source: RefSeq, a predicted model, not a curated record
GGUGCAUGGAUGUCUUUCUUGCUGGUUUUCAAUGUAGUUGUGAGAGAGUAAGUUAGUUGUCGGGUAGUUUCGGUUCGGGUCGGGUCUACUCGGUACUGUCACCGUGUCGAGCGACUACGAGAGGGGAGAUACUUUCCCCCACCACGUUGGAGAUAGCGAAGGGGCUCGAGAACGAAGAGUGGGGAUCGCGCAAAGCCGCGGCGGAAGGUUCAAUUGUUGGUUAACCGUGGCGAGAAGUGGUCGCGCGUGAUAAGGCUCGCACGAUAGAAGCGCGUGCCUCGUUUCGCGAUCGGUGCGUGCACUUCGAGAUUCGUGGUUUGCGACCACCGUGCGAGACGCAGGAGGAUUUUUUGAUUCGGAAAUGCGUGCCUCUAGCCGCGACAGUGACGUGGUGAUUCGUUCGCCGUUGCGUUGUCGGCGCGAGUAAACGUAGGCCGUGGAAACGUAGUGACCGAAGCAGAAAACACCUUUCGUUUUUUUUUUUUUAUUAUCUCUUAUACAUAUACAUAUGUACACACGUUACGGAUAUUUACACGUGUGCCAGCAACAGAAAAGAUAGCUAGCUGUGAUCGGUACUAGUGAGAAUCGUAUUCUUUAUCUUGUGUGACUCGUACGGCCAGAAGGAAAUUUGGGAUUAUCGCAUCGUGUGUACCUUCUUUGCUUCUUCUCCAAUUGACGCACCGUCACGCCGGCACCAGCCAUGACGGCGGAUAGCCUGUUCGAGACUACCAGCAUCCCAGGGCAUCUCGCUCCCACGCCCCAAAGGCUGGAGAGGCUUCUCUCGAAACAGACCCUCGAGGAGCUGUACGAGGUCGAGGAACAACCUUUCGCACGAGGUAAAUACGCGACGGUGAGAAGAUGUCGGGAGAGAUCAAGCGGAAGACAGUGGGCCGCCAAGUUCCUCAGGAAGAGGAGACGGGCGCAGGAACUGAGGGCGGAAGCGCUUCACGAGGUCGCGGUGCUGGAUGCUGCGGCUAAUUGUUCUCGUCUGGUGUCUCUUCAUCAAGUCUUCGAGACGACCACAGAGAUGGUAUUGGUUUUGGAAUUGGCCCCCGGUGGCGAGUUACAAAUGAUACUAGACAGAGACGAAGUUCCAGAGGAGCGACAGGUCGCCAGACUGUUGAAGCAAAUUUUGGACGGAAUAGCGUUUCUGCAUUCCCUGAACGUGGCCCACCUCGACAUCAAGCCUCAAAAUCUGGUCCUCACCGGCGAGUUUCCCGACUGUGACGUGAAGCUCUGCGAUUUUGGUAUCUCGCGGUACAUCAGCCACGGCGCGGACAUCCGAGAGAUUCUCGGCACGCCUGACUAUGUUGCACCAGAGGUGUUAAACUACGAACCGAUCAGCUUGGCGACGGACAUGUGGUCAAUCGGAGUUUUGCUGUACGUGUUGCUAACGGGAUGCUCUCCAUUCGGCGGCGAUACCAAGCAGGAAACGUUCUGCAACAUUAGCCGAUGUCGCCUAGAUUUUCCUGACGACCUGUUCGAAGACGUGUCCGAGGAGGCGCGUGAUCUGAUGCGCAAGCUGAUGGUCAAGGAUCCAAACGAACGUUUGACCGUCACGGAAUGCCUUCAACACUCGUGGUUCGCCAUGUUCGAUGAUCCGCAACCACCUCUCUUGACGGCUAGUUGUCCAACGUUAAACGGGACCGCGAUCGAAGACGAGUCGUUGACCGAAACGAAAUCGGCCUCGAAAUCCAUUACGAUCGAACAAUCGUCGACGGUCUCGUCGGUCCCUAAAAACGACACGGAAAAGCACGGUCAGAGAACGUCGAACACGACCGCGUGCCAAAACGUUGAAACAAAACCGACGGCUACGCGAGCGGUCUCCUCGCACACGGAAAAUCUUUAUUCAAAGUCAAAGUUAUCGGCCAAACCGGUUAGAUACGGUUUGAGCUCCGACCGCAGGGACCAUUUCAAACGAAACAUGGAUUCGCUGGCGCAGAGAUUUUCCGGGGCGGAAAUCGUGCUGAUCGAGUCAGUGUCGUCCACGGGUACCAGCGUGUCGACAAACGCGUCGAGCGGAACUCAGAGGAGGGCGACUGCCACCCACACGAUGCCCGCCGGUGAGGUGUUUAAAUGCACGCCCGUGUUCAUUUUAGGCGAAGAGCAGCACUGCAGCGACAGUGGUAGCGACACGGUAUCCGAAAUCUCGACGGACAGCUCGAGCGAUCGGAGCAGCGUUUAUUCGGACGAUUCGUUGGAUUUCAUUAUGUACGGAAAGACUCAAAGCAGAGCCAGUUUUCCAUUCGCGAGCACAGACUCGUCGUCGGACAGAUGGGAACAAAGGCACCAUCACACGAGGGCGUGGCCGAGGGAAUGCAACGGAGUCGUGAGCAAAGUUCUCAGCCGUUUCUCGUGUGAAACGUCUAACGCGAAAUUUAGCAAAGCAUCCAGCCCGCCGACGGUACACGGAAAGACCGGGUUGGAAGCGCUUCGAGAAAGGGGUGGAAAUUUCGUGGUAAUCCGCGAGCCAGUCAGAGCUGGCAGGUACACCAGGUACAGCGAGGUGCAGUGCGAGUCGGUGCAGGCACGGAUUCGCCGGUUUCAGAUUCAUGGGGCCUCGUAGACGCGAAAAAGACCUAGAUUCUUGGUCUCUGAACGGCUUUCUCGAGCAGCUUCAAAGUCUCGGAUCCACCCGAUCCGUUGUACAUAUAGUUUUACGGUGUACAGUACAUAGUUCGAUAACCCGCGUUACGAAAACUCGGUAUCCAGUUACGCGACGUAAUUGGCACGAAAAGGCGUGGGUUCGAGCAAGUGGUUGGCUGUAAAUACACAUCGAGGAUGGCUGUUCAAGUACGAGGGUACCGAUCGUUCGUGACGCGUACUGUAUAUAAUAUUCGGACGACCGAGAUUCUACGAGUGCGUCGAGUUUCGACGGUUUUAUCGUACGUAAGUGGAAGGAAGAGAAAUUCCUUGGGUGUGUAAAUAGGUACGAUUGGAUUCGUGAUGGUAGCAGGGAUUUUGAAUGAACGAAUUUGAGUGAAUCGAGUGCGAGAGGAAACGAGACGCAUCGUUUGGCAGCUCGUCGUCUGCCAUUACCGAGAGACUGACCUGAUCGGCCAUCCUUUCGAGUUGAAAUGUAUAAAACCUGCGCGAGUUUAGCGCGAUCGAUGCAUCGAGUUGCCCGCGAAACGAAAGUCUUGAACCACUUGAUUAUUACGUAAGUAGAAAAUGUCAGGCAUAUAUCAGACUGACUGGGUUUAGAAGCGGAGAGUGACAGGCACGAUUGCUCUGGGGAGAAUUUGAUUCGAGAAAUCGGGUAGAGUGACUCGAUGCCUCGAGCGAGUAAUUUCGCGAUCUUAGCCAUAAUAAUCGAUCGGGGUCGUGAUAGCAGUAAUCCGAAUUACCUGGAGGUCCGUUCGACGGAUCUCGUUAAAAUCGAAAUUCGAUAACUUCGGUGCCUUUAUAGUAAACGUUAAGCGUUAAGAGAAUUGUGUGUGCGUCGCGCACACACUCGGGUCGCGCUCGUUUUACGCAUUCGUGUGUAUACGCGUGCACGCACGCGAUUAAACAUCAAGACCUGCGUUUAUUAAUAUUUAUGCUUGUACGCGUAUAUCCGCGUAGAUCGUGCUCGACGACCACGAGUGCAAACGCACACUCGUAGUGCCUACUUUUCUUUGUCCCGUUCGCACCAGCAUGUCCCGCCACGGAAAUACGCGUCGUUACGUCGCGACAAAAGUCAUCCAUCGAGUGCACGAUGGUGGUGGUGAUGAUGAGAGGAAGAAAGUGAGAGAGAGAGACAGAGAGAGAAAGAGAAGAGUCGGCGAACGAGCAAAGAACGAGCCCGUUUUGCACAGUGCCUUAAAUUCUACGGACCAUUAUUUUACGAGUUGCCUCGUGAUCGAUCGAUCGAAAUUGAGAGCCUAAACUAGCUUUAGGCGUCUACAAUUCUUCUCGUUGGUUCGAUAGCGUCUUUCGAGAGUAAUCGAUUCGACGUUACGAAUCCUCUCGAUCGCUGAGUACCACGUGUUACACCACUAAGAAGAACCUCGGUUUGUACAAGCUAUUGUUUCUUUUUUUUUCUUCAUGCUAUUGUAGAACUGCCGUAAUCAUAGAGACAAGUCCUUUCAGACAGUCGUUCAGACAUAGACACGAGAGUAAAUUUUGUACACGAGUAGGAAGAAUCAGGAGCUGCUCGAUCAUCGAACAAACUUGCGAUCUUCGCGAACUCCGUGCAGCUGCAGGAAUCAAACGUACAGGUGUAUGUAUAAAGAAAUCAUAAGUAUACAUAUAAUUAGAAGGGUGGAAAUCAGAAGGGCGGACGCUGUAAAACCUUGUGGAGCCGAAACUUCCGUGAUCGGAGGGGUCGCUCUAUAAAUGCUAGUCAUACGCGUUGCUCGUCCUCUUGUUCGAACUCGUUCGUUUCCCUUAUCGUUCUUCGCGUUUCCUGCGACGAAACGUGCAUUCUGUGGAAAGUGCAAGGAUGAAAACUGGAGAGGCGAGAAGAUUCGAGGAGGAGAGACGAGCGUGAACCAAUCGGAAUGACGAAUCGCGCGUCGACGCUAAGAAAACGUUUCCUAUCUUUCGCUACCGUGGAAAUGAAAAGCAAAGGGAAGGUAGGUGGAAAGAGAGAAAGAGAAAAGUUUGGAAAUGCGAUCGAUCGAAUAACAAAGCCUCUCGUCAUUUCGUGGAGCUUAACCUCGUAGAUCGAGGAGGAGUCGGUAUUAUCAAACUUUGAUCCCACGAACGAAUUCUAUAGGAGGCGUUCGCUGAAAUUUCAACGCGUACACGGGGACAUCGAGACGAACGACGAUAAGAACGUAAAGGUAACGCUUCGAACAAACGAUACAUUGUCGUAGGAUGUACGGGAUGAGUGAACGAGUGAACGCGGAAACGCGAGAACGUGUGCUUGAAUGAAUUCAAAGAAAAAAAUAUAAUAGUUUGAUUAACGCGGUAGAGAAGGGUAUGCAUCCGAGCGAGUCGGUUUACCAUUUCUCGAGACAGAUUCGUCGUUAUUUAUUUCCGUCUGCUUUCUGUCCGAUAUCAUAUUUAUAAUUCUUUUGCGUUUGCGUUUUAUUAAUUCGUGCCGUUUUCUAUUUUUUUUUUACUCGGAUACACCCCCUGUUCUCCAACUUAUUCAACUAUUAUCGUCGUCGUCUUUGUCGUCGUCGUCGUUGUUGCUGUUAUCAUCAUCGUUAUCACUCUCAUCACCAUCAUCCUUAUGAUUAUUAUUAUAAUUACAAUUAUUAUUAUUAUUAUUAUUACUGGUACGUUAUCGUUGUAACGUUUAUUAAUACCGAGGUUAAUUACGAGGAGAAUAAUCGCGCGUAUAGGCGUUAAGAUCUUGUGUAAAUAUCUCUGUCAUUGUAUUAAUUUUAAUAAUGUGCGAAAUAAAAUGCCGCAAAUCAUUCGAA